UGUGAUAGAAUUUUUCCAAACUUACCCAAAGAGAUUCUUUACUGCCCUAUAAUGGCGCGAUCCAGAGGCUCACAGGACUACAUCUCCCAAGAAGCCGCGCGAGAGCAACACAGUCUUGCCAAUAAGGCUGCCGCUCACCUCGGUCUCCAGGGUUUAUUAAGAUGAUGCACCAAGUGGACUGGACGGCUCACUGACAUUUAUCUUAUUGCCAAGCCUGAUGACAUGAGAUCCAUCCCUGGGUUCGAGAUAUCCAAAUGUCAUGGAAGUCAAAGUCGUCGUGUAUGGCCCCUCACCCCGCGCUGGCAUCAGGAAAAUUAAUUUUUUUUUUUUAAAUGUUAAAAGGCAACCGGAACCAGGUGGUGGUGGCUCACGCCUUUAAUUCCGGGAGGCAGAGGCAGGCGGAACUCUGUGAGUUCGAGGCCAGCCUGGUCUACAAGGGCUAGUUCCAGGACAGGCACCAAAGCUGCGGAGAAACGCUGUCUCGAAAAACAAAAACAAACAAACAAAAAAAGGACAACAGGAGAUCUAUUCCGAAGACCGUGGCCUCUCCAGUGCAAAUAGGAAGGCGAACCACCGAGAUGCAUCUUAGUCCUCCAGGGUGCUUAGAGAGACCUUGGGAAUACAAGUCCGUCCACUGCACGGGGGAUAAUGACGCACUUCCGGCUGGAAACAAGUUCGAGCUGGACGGUCCAGAGACUCCAAUGGAUACGGGUGCCGGGGUCUCCGCGCCACCGCUCGGUGCCGAGCUUUGUACCGUGAAAGUGGAGGAGGACUCACCCGGAAAUCAGAAGCCCUCCGGACCCUGGGAUUGUCAGAACCCCGAAACUUCUCGAAAACAGUUCAGGCAGUUGCGCUACCAGGAAGUGGCGGGACCCGAAGAGGCGCUGAGCCGACUCUGGGAGCUCUGUCGGCGGUGGCUGAGGCCGGAGCUGCGCUCCAAGGAGCAGAUCCUGGAGCUGCUGGUGCUGGAGCAGUUCCUCACCAUCCUGCCGCAGGAGCUCCAGGCUUGCGUGCGGGACCUCUGCCCUGAGAGCGGGGAGGAGGCUGCGGUGUUGGUGCGGACUCUACAAAGAGCACUGGACCGGGCCUCCCCACAGGGCUUUGUGACUUACAAGGAUAUGGCCGACUCUCUGACCUGGGAAGAGUGGGAGCAGCUGGCCGCAGCUCGGAAGAGUUUCUGCAGAGAGAGCACGAAGGAUCGUGACGGCACAGUUCUGCCUGGCUUGGAAACCAGAGCUUCAAGCACAGACUGGAUUCCAAAGCAAGAAACUUUAAAGGAAGCAGAAUCACAGGCAUGGGUGCAAGAAGUGUCCCAGGGAAAGGUCCCACUAUUUACCAAGUGUGCUGAUGCCGUUGAGGACUGGGAAGAAAAGCUGCCGAAAGACACUGUAUUGUUGCAUCUCCAGUGUUCUCCUGAAGAGCAAGGACGCACUGCCAUCCCUCCUCUCGUCGGUGUGUCCAAGGAAGGGGUUUCUGAGAGUCACGAAUUUGGGAACAGUGCCAGCCUUGGCCUUGGUCAGCACAUCCAGACAGCAAAGAGUCUCAGUGCCACUGGUGCACACGGGAGUGACCACAAACAAGGCUUCCGUGUGAAAUGCUGUACAGCAAAACCUCACAACUCUGUUGACAGUAGUUUGGGGCUCCGUGAGGACAAACCCUACAAGUGUGACAGCUGUGAGAAGAGGUUCAGACAGUGCUCAGAUCUUUUUAAACACCAGAGGACCCACACAGGUGAGAAGCCCUAUCAGUGCCAAACAUGUGGGAAAAGCUUCAGCCAGAGUGCUGCCCUUGUUAAACACCAGCGGACACACACAGGUGAGAAGCCGUAUGCCUGCCCAGAGUGCGGGGAAUGCUUCAGGCAGAGCUCGCACCUCACUCGGCAUCAGAGGACCCAUGCCAGCGAGAAGUACUGUAAAUGUGAGGAGUGUGGGGAGGUCUUUCAUAUCUCUAGCCUUUGUAGACAUCAGAGACUCCAUAAAGGGGAGAGACCAUACAAGUGUGAGGACUGCCAGAAGAGCUUCAAACAGCGCUCAGACCUCUUUAAGCAUCAGAGAAUCCACACGGGAGAGAAGCCCUAUGUGUGUUUUGUCUGUGGGAAAAGCUUCACUCAGAGUGCAACCCUCAUUAAACACCAGAGAACUCACACGGGAGAAAAACCUUAUAAAUGUCUUCAGUGUGGUGAAAGAUUUAGACAGAGUACACACCUUGUCCGACACCAGAGAAUUCACCAAACCAUAGUCUAGCUUUCAUGUGUCUCUGUGUGACUUGUGGGUGUUUUUGCUGUUGCUGCUAUUUUUGAGAAAAGGUCUCACUGUGCAGCCCUGGCUGACCUGGAAGAAGCUAUAUAAAGCAGGCUGGCCUCAAAUGUGGAGACCAACCUGCCUCCGCCUCCAUCUCCUGAGUGCUGAGAUUAAAGGUGUGCACCACCAUGCCCAGCAUGACUUGUGUUUUGAUUCUUCAGUUGUUUCUUUGUCCGAAAACUACAUUCUUUGUCAUUUGGAACAUUUUAGUCAUUCAUAGAUUUCCUUAGGCCUCUCACACAAGAGACAUUGGGUCUGAUUUGAAAAAUUUUGUCUGUUUUUUGAGAUAGGAUUCCAUUGUGUAGCUCUGGCCGUCCUGGAACACACUAUGAGGACCUGGCUGGCCUAGAACUCAAAGAUUCUCCUCCAUCUACCUUCCAAGUGCUGGGAUUAAAGACAUGUACUACCAAGCUUGGCUUGAACCUUAAUACAUGCUUUUUUAAAAUAGUUUUUUAUUAUUAUGUAUACAAUAGUCU
Molecule: messenger RNA, 2776 nt
Organism: Microtus oregoni (creeping vole)
Lineage: Eukaryota; Metazoa; Chordata; Mammalia; Rodentia; Cricetidae
Gene: Znf394
Product: zinc finger protein 394
Exons: 5
Coding region: 579-2243 (554 amino acids)
Biological process (GO): regulation of transcription by RNA polymerase II
Molecular function (GO): DNA-binding transcription factor activity, RNA polymerase II-specific; RNA polymerase II cis-regulatory region sequence-specific DNA binding
Source: RefSeq, a predicted model, not a curated record